AUGGCACCCUCUAUUUACUCAUCAAUGCGUCAAGACGUAGACAUCAUGGUUCCGAGCCGUUAUCUUCCUCAAAACAACCCACUUCUGGUGUGCGAUCCUGAGCCACAUGGAUGGGCAAGGAAAGACCCAAUUGCUCACAGCGAUUAUGUGUCAAUGGAAGAACUUGUUACUUAUAACAACUUUCGACUUGCCAAAUACAGAGAAGAACACUCCGUGAACAACCUAAACAACCUUGAAGCUGAGACAGCCACAAAUAUUCGAACAGUUCCAGAGGCUGCAGAAGACAGAAAAAUUGCUUCACGCAGAGCCGAUAUCGUCAGGGCCAUCCGUGGCCAAGCUAGCCCGCGGAAGAAUCCAUAUCCCGAGAGCUUCACAAAGAGGCGCAAUGUGCAAGGUCUUCGCAACAGAGCAACUUACUUUGCAAAAAAAGAAUGUUGGGAAGAGUGCCAAAGAGAUUCCUGGCUUCAACAGGAUGCCAUAAGCUGGGAACAGUCGAUCAAUAAAGCUUUGCCUCAGACGCCACCUUUGAGUCUUCAUCAGCAAAGCAAGUCCGAGGAAUCGAGGGUUUUAAGAGUUGCUAGCUCCAUCUAUUCGGAUGAUUCUUAUUUAUCUUCCAGACAUGGCCAUGGAAACAACAAUCAGGAUGACCUUUCCAUGAAUGCCUCUGCCUCCGAGUCUUGUGCCGAAUCUGCUGAUGGCUAUCCUAACUCGCCGCCGCCUUCGCACUCUCAUUCAAGCCGGAUGGAACAGACCGAAGAUUCUUCCAGCAGCCCGCCGGAAAUCUCGGACCCAAAUUACCAGAUUAAUGAAGGACUAUUGGAAGAGCUCAAAAAUCACUAUCUGAAACCAAGGAACAAAAUCUCACACGAGGAAAGCACAUCGUGUAAGCCAGCCACGACGCAGAAGGUCAGUAACUUCUUGUAUAGAAGCAACUCGCUGCCAGUGAAUAUCACACCAAUGAGCGAACGCCAGAAGACUCGCCUUGAAAUAUUCCGAGAGAGUGCCCCAACCAAUGGAACGAGUCAGGUGGAUAGACUGCCACAUCAUGUUGCAAUCACUCGGCCUCGGGCAUCCGGCCUAUUAAGUCCCGCUAUAAACGCCAAGGAGCUGCAUCCUGCGGCCGAUCAGUUAACUGGCAUUCACCAACCAGCUAUUCGCCGACCAGAAGUCGCCAUAGUCACCUAUGGCAAUGACGAAAACAAUCAUGGGACAGCUCAUACUAACGGGUAUCAAUCCGAGGGGAACGGUCCACGAAACUUUCGCCAGCGCACCGUUAGCACCGACUAUCCCGAGGAUAGAAGCACAAGCACACUUGGCGGGGAUUAUUUUGCGUCCUCUGACGACGAUCCAUUGGAAGCGCAAGGAGUUGCUGACUCACCAUUGAAGAAAAUAUUUGGCGAUGGUGGCUCUUUCGAUCAACUCAAGGCCGACACGAAGCCAGUCCUCAAGUCCAUGUGGGGCUCUGUAAAGGCGAAGGUUCAUAUAACCAAACCGAAGAUGGGCAUGUCAGCCUUCAAAGAAAUGUUCUCUCUCCGCUCACAGGACCCCAACUUGGGAAUGGUGACGUCGAAUUUCAUGAUAUCUUGUGAUCAGGAAUUUCAGUCGUCGCUAUAUGCAAGCCUUGAUCUUUUAAUCUGCACGGUUGCGAACAAAUUUCUUCUGUUUGAGCAUUUUGAAGAUAGGGUCACUCCAGUCAUGGCGGCUCAAUACAUAGAGAAGUGGGUUAAGCUAGGUAGGGCGCAGUUCACCGAGUUCAACUGUGGUCAACCUUUCCAGGCGUUGAUAAUCUGGGAAUGUCGCGAGUCACUUCAGUUCUAUGGCGACCACGAGGCUCGUGUAAGGAAUGCGGCCCUCGACACGUGGCUUAAAAAUGCCAACUCAAUGUCUGUGCUAACUCGAUGCAAUGGAGAUUCUGCUAUCCAGAAGCAUAUGCAUGAUUCCUGGAAGGUUCUGGAGAUACUGGGUGGCACCUGGGACAACUACGACUCUCUGUCCCGCCUUCACAUUUCGUUUCAUGAUGUGGUUGCUGGCGCAAAGACACGCAAUGAUGCCCUCGGCAUUGAACACGAUUGGAACCCGCCACCUGUGCCACCAACUCCGGCGAUGGCAUCAAUAAAGUCCCCGGAUUUGUCCCACCUAUACAGGCAAGGUUGA
Molecule: messenger RNA, 2154 nt
Organism: Pseudogymnoascus destructans
Lineage: Eukaryota; Fungi; Ascomycota; Leotiomycetes; Thelebolales; Thelebolaceae
Exons: 5
Coding region: 1-2154 (717 amino acids)
Source: RefSeq, a predicted model, not a curated record